Messenger RNA from Pocillopora verrucosa, 3173 nucleotides. RefSeq names its product metabotropic glutamate receptor 6-like. Gene Ontology annotation, cellular component: plasma membrane. Gene Ontology annotation, molecular function: adenylate cyclase inhibiting G protein-coupled glutamate receptor activity. Lineage: Eukaryota; Metazoa; Cnidaria; Anthozoa; Scleractinia; Pocilloporidae. Gene Ontology annotation, biological process: regulation of synaptic transmission, glutamatergic; G protein-coupled glutamate receptor signaling pathway. The record is from RefSeq and is a predicted model, not a curated record.
AUGCGAACUUCGUACAAACUAACGCUAAAAAUCUCUCUCUUCGUCGCUAUCAUAUCGGGUGCUUUUUCCAAAGGUUGGAAAGAAAAACCCUUUUACGAAGACUGCAAGUAUGGUGAUGUUUUAGUAGUCGGUCUCUUCAGUCUUCACAGGAAAACUGCAGACGAUGAAUGCGCUACUUUAUUGAACAUUCAGGAGUUUGCUAAUGCACAAGCUAUGGUUUACGCAAUUGACCAGGUAAAUAAGAGCCCGUAUCUACUUCCGAAUAUAACACUGGGCUAUCGGAUUUUUGACACCUGUGGAAUUCCUUCAAGAGCAAACGCCAUGGCAUUCUCAUUGGUGACUGAUAACACUCCAACCGAACGCGGUGAUGUGUCUAACGCAACCACUCCAGACGAACAGGUUUUCAGCUCAUGCCUCGUAAAUGUUUCAACUCGUCCAAUUUCAGCGGUCAUUGGUCCGAGUGAUUCUGCUAGUUCAGUUGUCGUGGCAAGUAUGCUACAAGCUGGGAACACGGCACUUAUCAGUCCUUCGGCAACAAGUGACGAGCUAAGCCUACCUUAUUACGAGACAUUUUUCCGCACUGUACCCCCGGACAGUCAACAAGCCGUAGCAAUCAGUGAUGUCAUCAACUAUUUCAAUUGGACUUACAUUUGGGUAAUCGGUAGCGACAGCUCUUACGGAAGAUAUGGCGUAAGAGCUUUGGAGCAUGUAGCACAUGAGCGAAACACUUUCUGUAUUCACAGCAUAGAUUACAUCCCUUCCGCAAAUUACGAAAACAAAAUUCAGAGAAUCGUCACAAGGUUGAAAAAGGCAACCACUGUCAAAGUCAUCUUGCUUUGGACGGGAGGCAUUUCAACUCUUCAUUAUUUCUUCCAGGAAUGUUAUAAACAGAAAUUGUUUGAUCGUACUUGGAUCGCUCCGGAUGGCUGGUCAGAAGCAACUUCUGUGUUAACAUCCUUAUAUUCUCUUGAGUACAGUGCAGUCAUCGGAACUACUUUUCGCCGUUUCAACGCAUCCGGCUUCGAAGAGGAUUUCGUGUCUAUCAACGCGUCUUCACCGCGCUUUCAAAAUGAAUGGUCGAAAGAAUUUUGGCAACAAGUGAACAACUGCUCUCAGUUUCCUUGGAAGGGUUGCGGAGAUCAGCUGACCAGGAUAAACGAGGAUUUAUUUUCAAUCAUGCACUCUACAACCUCAGCUUACGUCAUUGAUGCGGUUCAGGCUGCUGCGCAUGCAAUUGAUGCAGUUUACCGCUGCCAACAAGGCCCAUACAACUUGUCUAAAACCACAUGCCCACUUUCAAAUGCUCUCGCCGACAAUGUGUUACGCUUUCUGAGGAAUGUUCAAUUUCAGGGACUGACGGGUGAUAUUAGCUUUAACGAAAACGGGGAUUCUCUGCGUUCAGUAGCAUACGAUAUCGUCAACUACCAGCUCGUUCCAGGGGAAACUCCUAUUCUUAAACAGGUGGGAACCUGGGGUAGAUUUAAUGAGCAGAGAUUACAGCUUAAGAGGGAGCUGUUAGUGUGGAACAAUGGCAGCAAGGUUGUUCCAUCUUCUCGUUGCAGUGAGUCGUGUCCUCCAGGUACGAGACAAUCUGCAAUCAUGAAUUGUUGCUGGGAAUGUAUCCCUUGUCGGUCUGGCUCAGUAAGUACAAGUUACAGCUCAACAAACUGCACAGCUUGUUUAGCAGAUGAAAAGCCCAAUCAAGGCAAUACAGCGUGUGAGCCUCUUCCGCUGAAUAAUUUAUCUCCUGAUGAUCCUCAAGGCAUCGGCUUAUUAGUGGCUGCGGCAAUUGGUGUCAUCCUUACUUUACUAACGUUUGGAGUAUUUGUGAAAUACCGUACAACUCCGAUAGUAAAAUCUUCAAAUCAAGAACUCAGCUAUGUGUUUUUGCUGAACAUUUUUGUAGCUUUCUUGGCAGCUUGCUUUCUCAUUUUUAAGCCGACUCCGUUUUUAUGCACGGCAUACAUGUUCGUUGUCCCAAUUUGCGUCAACAUUAGCCUCUCAAUUUUGUUUCUGAAAACUGCUCGCUUGCUUCAUGUAUUUGAUUUCCAGGGGGCUGUAUCGUCGAAGUCUUGCUGGAUUUACAACAGAAAGUAUCAGUUUAUAGCUCUUGGAUCUCUUAAUAUUUUACCUGUGGUUUUCAUUAUCGUCCUCCUAUUUUUUGAACCUCCCAGCGUUCAUGUAAUUAUAGUACCACUCCAUCAUAAGACUAUUACGUGUGAACACAAUGAGUCUAUCGUUGGAGAGAUAAUUCAUGUUACUAUAUAUGCAUACGAACUUUUUUUGUCGCUGAUGGUGACAUGUUACGCUUUUAGAGCUAGAAAACUGCCAAGCAAUUUCAAAGAGACAAAGUACAUAGCUUUUACCAUGUAUAUUCAGUUAAUCACAUGGGGCCUUGUAAUAGCCAUCUUUACAAGCUUAAAGACAGAGAGGACUCGAACGUUUUUGAACUGUUGUGCUCAACUUUGUAGCGCUUUUAGUUUUCUGCUUUGCAAUUUUGCACCAAAGCUGUUCAUUAUUCUGCUACACCCGGAGAAAAAUACACCUGAGUUUGUGAAAGCUGCCCUUACGCGAGAUACGAUGGCAAAAAUGAUGUCAAACACAUUUCAUCGAUCCAGGAGAACGGUAUCCGAGCCACCUCCCUUGUCGUUAGAGAGCAAUGGUAAGCCUACAUUGGUCAAAGAUGUAAAUUUAAACGAGUCUAACGGCAAAAGAGCUCCGAGGAGAUUUACGUGGGACAGUCCUACGACAAUACGUGAUCAAAUGACGCAUAGAGAUGUUGUGGAGUUGCACAUGCGUAAUGGUAUCUCGCCAACCCAUGUAAAUAGGGCAUCUUCAGAAAGUUGUGGAAAGGGAAUUCUAGCAGAAUCAGGAGAUUGCAACACAGGAAACGAUGGAGAAUGCGCAUUUCAUAACACUGCGAUGACUAUGGACAAGUUGGAAGACCCUGUAAUUCUAAGAAACGAGGAUUAUAAAAGUGUGGUCGAAGAUACUUCCUUGUGACUACCCUUUCUAGACUUUCCGUAACACAUUUUUUCCAAUUUUGCUGGGUAUUGUGGCGCUUUUUGCGGGCCAAAAUGGAGAUUUUGGUACAUUUUAGCCCGCUUGCACGCUCACGUGAUCGUUACGAUUCUUUUUGUUAUCAUAUUUUUUCAGUUUUUAUUUUCACGAUG